UGUCUACGGUCCAGGCUUGUUCAGACUCUUUUCUUUACGCCCGGAGGUUCAGUCUGUAGCUACGUCAAGGAAACAGCAGCAGCGUGUGUGAGAGAGAAAAGCGAUUCAGUUUGUGGAAAGCUUCAUCACUGUUGUUAUUUUUGUUGUUGUUGUUGUUGUUGUUGGUCUCAGACUCAAUCAUGGACAGCGGACUCUGACUGACACGCACAGAUCUUCCUCACCGGGGAUUUAAACUCACCUGGAUGAACUCUGAGUCGGACCAAAGACAACCAGGACACAAAACCAGAAUAAACUGCCAGGAGCAAUGGUUCGGUCUGUAAUGUUGACAGUCUUGAUGCAUAUCCUCCUGCUUUCUCAUGGUGCUCAGUGUUCGGAGCCUGAGGAGGGAGCCUCUCUCCAUUCUGGUGCCCUGGACCUCCCAUGGCAGGAUGAGCUGUGCUGUGACUCACCUUCAACCCGACGCACUGCGGAGGGAGACGACACACACGCUCCGGGGACAAACUGCUCUGAAUCACACCACCAACACUACCCACUCUGCAGCUUCAGGGGCUCGUCAACUGAAUCACACCCUCAUAAGUCCUCUGGCGGCACCUGUUCGGGCAUACUGUGCAGAAUUGAUGAAAACUGGGAAAAUUUAACAUGUGACCUUCAGCCUCUCUUUCCACCAUCAACAACGUCAGAAUCUGGUCUCAUGGCAGUCAGUCUACAGCGCCUAGUGUCACAGAAAGACGACACAGAGGUAUAUGACGGAAAUUCUGCACCUGAUAAUCCCGUUGUCUGUGCAGCGAAGGAUUCCUUCAUGUGUUCAAUCGCUCUUGGUGCUGCAACAAACUUUGUCACCAUGGUAACCAUCAGCAUAUCCGACGCCAUUGCUCCGCCUGUUCUCCUCAGGAUUCCUGACCGACCUGUGAAACCGAGUCCUCCAGCCAACCUGUCACAUGUUCAGACCAUUGAGGCUGAACUGAUUUUACACUGGGACGACCCGUCAGACUCUGAUAUUGGUCCGCUGAGAUAUGAAGUCCGACACUCUCCCAACGUUGCUCAUCCAGCAUGGCAGGUGGUGUCUGCACCUGCAGAGCCUAGGUUAUCUCUGGAGCUGAAGCCCAGACUGAACUACACCAUCCAGGUUCGCUCCUCCGGCCUGGACGAGCCUCCAGUGUGGAGCGACUGGAGUGAACCUCACCACAUCUACCUGGACACUGUGAGCUACAUCCCUGAGAAAGUGGUGGCGCGUCCAGGGGAGAACGUAACGGUGUAUUGUGUGUUCAACGACCACAGCAUCAAUGCCAGCACGGCUAUGUGGAUGCUCAACUUCCAACAGCGGCUUCAUCGCAGUCAGUACCACCCAGUCAACCAGUGGGUCAGCCAGAUUACAGUACGUCCUUCCGAGACUCGAAUGUAUGAUCUUCUGCAGUGCACUCAGGAGUGGACCAUCCCAUACAGCCAGAUUUACGUAGAAGGAGCCUCAAUUAAUAUAAGCUGUGUAACCAACGGUGAUAUCGAUGCUAUGGACUGCAGCUGGAAGAACACACAGUGGACUAAACCCCAAUUCAGAUCCAGGUGGGCUGACCUACCAUGUGAUGUGAUGGAGGAGAGGGAAAGAGCGGGGGAGAAAGUGGGGAAGAUGGGGCCCACUUGCCUGCCGGUUCAAUCCAGGCUGAAAACCUGCACCAUCCAGCCUCUGAGGAUGAACUGCUACAAGCUGUGGCUGGAGGUGCCGUCCCGGCUGGGCCCCAUCAGGACUAAACCCAUCUACCUGACGCCCAUAGAUCAUGUUAAACCCCACACGCCCACUAAUGUGAAGGCAGUGAGCCGAAGCACUGGGGCACUGAUGGUCACGUGGGAGCCUCCGUCUCUGCCAGCUGAGGGGCUUCAGUGUCAGAUUCGGUACCACUCGCCCUCCGCUGUAAGAGUCCAGCCGGAGUGGAAGAUUCAGAAACCAGUGUGGAUUUCGUGGAUGGAGGUUGCAGUAUCGGACAUGUGCCGGGUGUAUGUGGUACAAGUACGCUGCAUGCACACCAACGGCACCGGCUAUUGGAGCGAAUGGAGCGAUUCCGUUUACUCGACGCCUCAGAACAGCAGAGCUCCUGAGCAUGGCCCUGACUUCUGGAGAGUCCUCCAAGAUGAUCCAUACAGGAACCAGACUAAUGUAACUCUGCUAUUUGAGCAUCUCCAAAUAUCAGGGCGCUCUUACUGCGUAGAUGGAUUUAUAGUCCAGUACCAGGCGUCCAGUAGCUCUGUGAUCAGGGAGCAGAUCGAGCUGGCGUCGUCCCACAGCUUUCAGUGGGACCAAGAGCUCCAAACUGUGACAGUGGAGGCCUACAAUAAUCUGGGGAGCUCCACUAACAACAUCAACAUGACGCUGGAGAGACAACCCAAACGCCGCUCUGUGCGUUCUUUCAGUGUGUUGGUUAUCAACAGCACCUGUGUGUCUCUGUCCUGGAGUCUGUUGGACAACAGCUCUGUCCCUCUGUUCAUGGUGGUCCAGUGGGCUCCACAGAGGCAACAGGACUCUGAUCAUCACAAGAGCCGGAGUGGGGAAACAUGGGCCAGACUGCCCUACACAGACCGCCCCAUCUAUCUGAGAGGUGAUUUAUUAGGCUCUGAGCAGUCUGGCUUCUACUUGUACCCAGUGUUUGCUGAUGGAGAGGGGGAGCCAAUGUACGCUAUGGUUUCAACCACCAGAGGGGACCCUGCAGCCUACAUGCUGUUGAUGAUCAUCUCCUUCCUCGCCAUUGUCCUGUUUGUCACCCUGAUCCUCUCCCAAAACCAGAUGAAAAAGUUUGUGUGGAAGGAUGUGCCCAACCCAAACAAGUGCUCCUGGGCCAAAGGACUAGACCUCAAAAAGGCUGAAACCUUUGACCACUUGUUCCGACCUCAAGAAGGCCUGUCAGCCUGGCCGCUGCUCCUGCCGUCUGAGAAUAUUUCCAAAGUCGCCAUAGUUGACAGUACCGAUCUCUCAGCUCUGACCACAGCUUUAGUCCAAGCCCCACUUGUGUCCCUAACACCCGACCCAGCCACUGUCUUAUCUCUCUCGCUUCCUCCAGGGUUUGACUCGGAGGUCAACCAAUUCCAGGCCAUGGAGAAGGAGGGGCUUAUAGGUGGAGCUCCUUCUUUAGCUCCCAGUCUGGAUGCUUUAGUCAGUUCAAGACCAAGAGUAGAUCAGUUACAGCUAGACGAUCUCCCAGCAGACCAGCCCCCAGGCCUCAAUGACAGCUCUGCUCAGUCUUCAGUCACAUAUGCCACUGUGCUGCUCUGUGAUCUGAAGCAGGAGCAGCAGCCCAUUCAUCUCCACUACAAGGAUGGCAGCGGCAGCAGCUCCAGCGACGAGGGCAAUUUCUCUGCCAACAACUCUGACAUCUCUGGAUCUUUCCCCGGUGGCCUGUGGGAGCUGGACAGCUGCCGAGGUGGAGAGACGGACGACCCGCGGCGCUCCUGCUCCUACAACUCUGUGGAGGAGCUUUCUGAAACGUCAGAGCAAGAAGAUGAAGAAGAAGAGGAGGUGAGAGAGGAGAAAGACUUGUACUAUCUUGGAAUGGACUAUCCAGCAGAGGAUGAGGAAAGCGAGGAAGAUGAGGGGCUGAGAGAAGAAGAGACAAAUAUCAAGCUGCUUAAAAAUGUAGUUUUGAACAGAGAGGACUGUUCCGUGGAGUCGCACCCUUUGCUCGUCCCUGAGGGCUCGAGCGUGCUGCUGUCAGUUUCAACGCAAGACUUUUCUCCUCUUUACCUGCCUCAGUUCAGAACUACUCUGUAUACGAGGCAACUCAAAGCUCAACCACAAGAGGCAAACCCCAGCUGUGACUCUCGCACAGAUUGCAUAUAAAUGAAAAUGUGCGUCUUUAAAUCACUCAUGUCAUUGAAAGUGCCAUGAUUCAGCAUUUACCAAAGCAGAUUUGCACAUGUUCCUUUAGACACAGUGAGGUGAAAUGUAAAUAAAAUACAUGACCAAUGUGUGAUUGCAAAUUGAUGUUCAUCAAUGCUGCUAUUAUGUGUUGUGGGAGAAGAGGUCAGGAUUGCACAAUCCUCAUUUAUAGACACUUAUUUUUUUGAAAGCCAGAUUCAACUGUGCCACAAUGGUCCUCUGCACUCGGUAAGUGAUGCAGAAGCACCUGCUGAGAAAUCUGAACCAUUUAAAUGGAGUUUAGGCAAGUGGAGCAAUGCACAGUCCUCACAGAGAGCAGCAUGCAGACUGUACAAGCAGUGCAUUGGUAAGGAGGGGAGUAAUAGAGGUGGUAGUCAUCUUGUGGCAUAAAACAUAAACAUGCAUACAAACAGCAUAUGGGAUAUAUGGUCAUACAUUUGAUGCAAUUUAAAAAAAGAUGUGAGAAUGCUUUGUGUGCCUACAUUCACUCAUCUGGUGCCACUGUAAUGUAGAAAACGAAUUUAAUUCUAGAAGAAUAGAUAGGGAGAGAGAAAAGGCUCAUAAUCUGCACAGUUUUGGCUCAUCAAAGCACAUUGAACUGUGAAGGUAAGGCAAACCUUGGAUGUCACAUCAAAGCUAUCAGUGUGAAUAUUUAUAAUGCAGGUUAAUGAUGCAAACAGAUGUAGUCUGUGUGUGAUGGAGGUGAUUAUUGAACACAGAAUUUACUGCAUUUUUAAUCAGCCUGCGCAACAACAUCUGCAUGCACUAACCCACCCACCAACCCAAAGAAUGUCUUUUUGUAGUUUGUGUUGUAAUGUUUUUGAAACUUUGUUACAGUUUGUUAGAAAUGUGACAUCAUUUUCUUUUUCUGUGUUUGGCCAUUAAAAUAAACACUGGCUUUCUGGUGAAAAAAAAAAAGACAAAAGAAUGUAUCUUUGAAACAAGAAGAAGACAGAAUUUAAUGUAUUGAAAAUAUUGCUUGACAGAAAUUGUAUAUUGAGAUAUUCCGUCUAUUUUUCAUUGUGAAAAUAAAGUGUUUAUUGUGAAGU
This is a messenger RNA of Anoplopoma fimbria (sablefish), 4911 nucleotides long. It is a transcript of the gene lepr, whose product is annotated as leptin receptor. Gene Ontology annotation, biological process: cytokine-mediated signaling pathway; immunoglobulin mediated immune response. The transcript has 20 exons. The record is from RefSeq and is a predicted model, not a curated record. Gene Ontology annotation, cellular component: external side of plasma membrane. Lineage: Eukaryota; Metazoa; Chordata; Actinopteri; Perciformes; Anoplopomatidae. Bases 305 to 3823 code for a protein of 1172 amino acids. Gene Ontology annotation, molecular function: cytokine receptor activity; protein binding.